Molecule: messenger RNA, 2373 nt
Organism: Boeremia exigua
Lineage: Eukaryota; Fungi; Ascomycota; Dothideomycetes; Pleosporales; Didymellaceae
Product: NCS1 nucleoside transporter family protein-like protein
Exons: 5
Coding region: 461-2164 (567 amino acids)
Biological process (GO): transmembrane transport; nucleobase transport
Cellular component (GO): plasma membrane
Molecular function (GO): nucleobase transmembrane transporter activity
Source: RefSeq, a predicted model, not a curated record
AGACGAGGGGUAGAGAAAGCUCGAGGCAGUUGCAUCAGAUAAGAUAAUCUGCGUGGUGGGGCACCAGCGAAGAUCGGGCGCCGUCAUCCGCAGAAGGCGUCACCUUCCUUGACGGUUGCCCGCCAGCUGCACCAAUGUACCCGCCUGUCACCAUUGGAGAACGUCACAUCCCGUGAAUAAUGUGGUAUUCAUGCUGUCGAUCAUGGCGCCAACCUUGAUCUGAUAAUCUAAAUCGGCGUACCCCUCACCUGGCUUGCCUAUCACGUUGGUCGCUUUAUCAACCUGCGUAUCACGGCUUCCGCUUUUGAGAAGUAACUCCGACUAUCUCGACUUGGAGGUUGACUUGGCUUGAAGUGUAACAUAGAACUUGAGAUGUAAAUGUCCGCCUUUUCAAUAGGAUGAUGGGGCCUUUGAAUUUCCAUCCUCUCAUCUGCCCUGGAAUACCAACAAACUUCUCAUUAUGACUAUGAGGCAGAGGCUAGUGUCACUCGAUCAACACGUACGGUUGAAGGGUGAUGACAGCCGACAUGAGCAGACUGACGCUUGGAGCAACCGCGACCUGAUCCCCUUGCCACCAGAGCGACGAACUUGGGGUUGGUUCAACUUUUUUGGCUUCUGGGCCAUAGCAAGCUUGAACGUUGCGAACUGGCAAACCCCAAGCUCUUACUUGACACUUGGCUUGUCUGUUCCCCAGGCUAUGCUCAUCAUUGUUGUCAGCAGGUUACUUAUCGUCAUGUUUUCCACGCUGAUUGCGUGGAUCGGACUGACAUGGCAUAUCGGAUUUACGGUACAGAAUCGUUAUUCUUGGGGCAUGAGAGGCAGCUUUAUUCCACUACUGCAAAGAAUCUUGCUCAACUUCAUCUGGAAUGCUGUACAGUGUUGGAACGGGGGCCGCUUGAUUGCAGUGUGCUUGACAGCCAUAUGGCCUUCCUAUGCGCGGAUGCCAAAUACAUUUGGACCGAACAUGCCAGCCACGACGGAUCAGUUUGUGGGAUUUGUCGUAUUUUGGUUCCUAUCGACACCCUUUCUCUGGCUCCGCCCUGAAAAGUUCAAGAUCCCGUUCCAGAUCGUAUGUACUUGGUGUGGUGUCGGUAUGCUGGCUUGGAUGAUUUGGGCUCUCGCUGUCGCAAAAGGUGUAGGCCCGCUUUGGAGUGCUGGACAAAGUAUUCCUGCUGGCUCCCCCUUCAACUCAUCCUGGCUCAUCAUGGCUGGCAUCAAUCAGGGUAUUGGCGGACUGGCGGCAGGAAUCACCAAUGGCUCGGACUUCUCGAGGUAUGCUAGUGCCCGCAGACACUAUGUCUACAGUACGAUAAGCAGCUGCUUCAUCACUGGUAUUCUGGUAUCGUUUGUGGGUCUUGUCACUGCAUCGGCAGCACAAAAGAUAUAUGGUGAAGUGUAUUGGAACCCUCCUGAUUUGCUCAUGGUCAUGAUGGAUAACGGCAACGGCAGCUCCAAGGCUCGGGCCGGCGUCUUCUUCCUGGCUGCAGGAUUCGCCUUUACUGCAAUGUUCGAGAACAUAUGUGGCAACGCUAUCGCUGGAGGCAUCGAUCUGGCGGGCCUGUUUCCCCGAUAUAUCGAUAUACGGCGUGGCGCCAUCAUCACAUUCGUCGCUGCCUGGAUCGUACAGCCAUGGCAGCUUAUCAAUCGUGCCACGACCUUCAUAGCUGUUCUAUCGUCGUUCUCCGUCUUUUUAGCUCCUAUUAUAGGUAUUAUGGCCACUGAUUACUACCUACUGCGCAAGAGGAGGAUCAGGCUUACACAUCUUUAUAAGACAACUGACUCCUGCUAUUUCUUUUGGAAUGGAAUCAAUUGGCGGGCUAUACCAGCGUGGAUUUGUGGAUGGGCGCCUACAAUAGGCGGGCUGAUUGUCACGGUUCGAGGAGAUGCCGCGCCGCCGAGGGCAUUGGUGCAACUGUACUACAUGGCCUUUUUGAUUGGCUUCUUUGUCAGCGCCGCGGUCUUCUAUGGUCUCAACGUCAUCUUCCCGCUUCCCGACAUGGACCAGUUGGAUUCGGUCGAUGUUUAUGGGACAUUUACAGGAGCAGAAGCCCGUCGAAUCGGGGUUGUUCCACUCGAGGAAGACUCUUCGGCUUUUGGGAUCACUGGCACAUCCAUCGGACCAAGUCUAUCGGAAAAGAAUACCAUGGGUGAGAAGGAAGUGUAAUGAAGGGUAGCGGGAAUAAAGCCGCGAACGUACCUUUCCAGGCCUGGGCAUAUCCACAGCCUCAAAGCGUUCGGCAUACGAGAGUAUUACCUAGAGCUCGUCCCCACUGGGCGCCAAAAUGUCUGAUCCUUGCUUGUUACGCCCAAUGGCUGCAUUCACGGGAGGCUGCGGAUACCCUGUAAUAGCAUCAAGAUCUAUCUCUGACGUGA